AUGGCUUCUCUUGGAUCAAUUGGCGGAGGAAUUCUAUCGGGCUUCUUUAAAAUUGGACCCAGGGGUUCCAUCAAAUUCUUACUGACAAUCAAUUUCUUUGCUUUCUUCCUGCUUUGGGGUGAUCUAUCUAUCUAUCUAUCUAUCUAUCUAUCUAUCUAUCUAUCUAUCUAUCUAUCUGCCUAUUACUUUAAGAGUUACGGUACGGAUCCAUUUUGCCGACUUCCCUUACCUACAUUGAUGCCAUCGACGAGAGGCUGUACACCUUGGAGACCUGCUGCGGAUGGUGGGUACGGACCGACUCGAGAGCUGCGAAAACCGGACCCGGAUUUUCCAGGGCCGCCGAAAGCGCAUCGGACGCCGCCCGAGCCGCGGCGCUCUACAGGUACCUUUUCCGUAUCUCCGGACGAGUUGAUUUCAUGGACACGGUCCUUUACGAAGAAGAGAGAACUCUUCCCGGGGCUCUCGGCGACGUCUCCGGGUUCGCUUGUGUCACCGCGGUUUCGUCCGAGUAGCGAUGAGAUGCCACCGACAUCGCUGCCAGCAACGCCGCCACCCCGGGCAGCGUUCACCAUCAAUACAAUCACCACCACCACUACCAUCAUCUCCUUUACUACCACUACCAUCACUACUAAUAUUGCUUCCCUCUUUGUUCUAUCUAUCUAUCUAUCUAUCUAUCUAUCUAUCUAUCUAUCUAUCUAUCUAUCUAUCUAUCUUUUCUUUUCUAUCUAUCUAUCUAUCUAUCUAUCUAUCUAUCUAUCUAUCUAUCUAAGACAAAAGACAGCGAAUCGGUCGUCGAGUGCAUAA
Acanthosepion pharaonis is the source of this 804-nucleotide messenger RNA. NCBI's taxonomy places the organism in Eukaryota, Metazoa, Mollusca, Cephalopoda, Sepiida, Sepiidae. The record is from the annotation of a GenBank genome assembly.